Molecule: messenger RNA, 843 nt
Organism: Arvicola amphibius (Eurasian water vole)
Lineage: Eukaryota; Metazoa; Chordata; Mammalia; Rodentia; Cricetidae
Gene: Rnf186
Product: ring finger protein 186
Exons: 1
Coding region: 1-843 (280 amino acids)
Biological process (GO): protein K63-linked ubiquitination; proteasome-mediated ubiquitin-dependent protein catabolic process; intrinsic apoptotic signaling pathway in response to endoplasmic reticulum stress
Cellular component (GO): endoplasmic reticulum membrane
Molecular function (GO): ubiquitin protein ligase activity
Source: RefSeq, a predicted model, not a curated record
AUGCCAGACAGCUGCGGUCAGCAGGUACCCGGACAGAGCAGAGAGGAGGCUGGAAGCGUCUCCACAGGACCAGAACCCAUGCAAGUCCCGGCAGCACCGGUGGUCACUCCUCGCGGAUGCCCCUAUGCGGAACAGCCUCGUUGCAGCAACUUGGUACCCAGAAUGUCCUGCACCAAGGUCCCUUCGCCUAUCCCAGCGGAUGCCACCACCACAACCUCCAUCAUCGCCUUGGGACCCACUGGGCAUCUCAGUAUCUCUGCGGAGGAUGACCUGGAAUGCUUGGUGUGCCGAGAGCCCUACAGCUGUGCCCGGUCCCCCAAGCUGCUCAGUUGUCAGCACGCCUUCUGCGCUGUGUGCCUGAAGCUUCUGUUAUUUGUGGAAGAAGACACCUGGUCCAUCCCCUGUCCACUGUGCCGAAAGGUCACUGCCGUCCCAGGAGGCCUAAUCUGCAGCCUGCGAGACCAGGAGGCCAUGGUGGGGCGGCUGGCCCGGUCAUGCCCGGAGGUGCACCUGUGUCCCCAGGGACUAGUUGGUUCUGCCACUCCAGCAGCGCGGCCAGCCAACUGGACAGGAGAAGAUGAUCAGGACGUAGUAAGUGUCAAUCGAGUAGCUGCCCGGCGCCUAGCCGUACACCUGCUCUUGUUGGCUCUUCUCAUUGUCCUAAUCCUGCCUUUCAUCUACCCGGGCAUCAUCCGGUGGGUGCUGGCCGUUAUCAUCGCCCUGGCCCUGCUGAUGUCCACCCUACUCUGUUGUUACCCCUACAGCCGGAGCAGCAACUGGCCUUGCUCCAGGACUCUGCUCUGCAGAGAGCAAAAGCAAGCCCAGAUCACUUCUAUUGCCUGA